GAUAUACUGACAUCAUUUGCACUGACGUUACUUACCCGAAUUCUUCAGUACAGAGAAGCCAGAAGUAGAUAAACGUUAUUUGAGGACGCAUCUUUGCCGCACAAUUGAGAUGGAGGACCAGCAACAUGACUUUACAGUUCCAUACGUGCAUAUAAAUGAAGAUGAGAAUUCUUUUAAAAGCCGUCUAUUCCAGGUAAUGACGCGUUUUCUGACCUCCACCGUUGUGAGAGUAAUGGGUUACAUUGCCUAUGUAUUGUUUUUCAUCUGGCAAGUAAUCGGUUUGAUCUUGUACACAAUCCGUGCCUUUGAAGUAAGUCUCAAUUCCAAACGUGCAAGCUUCCAACUAGCAGACAUCACCUCGUUUGAUCGUUCUGAGCAACUGGAGCUCGCGUGGGUUAUGUCCCAGGUAUGCAACUGCGCCUUGGUACUCCUGGCUGUAUCAAGAGUACCUUCUUUCUUAGGGUGGUCUUUCAUCCCGAGGCUGCUAGUUCAGCUUCCAGCGUUUUGGAGUCUUCUUGCCUUGUUCUUGAUGACAGUUGUAGGCUACGGGAUGAUCCUUGUUCACAAAAAUGACGAGAUGAUGGAGAUCUGUCUGAUUUUAGCUCUAACGAUGGACAAUUGUGUUCAGGUAGUUUUGAUAAGCUUCCUAAACUUCACUCAAAUAAAUCGCUCCUACAGGCAAUAUCCUUUUACAGUAUUUGCCUUCCUCAAAAUUAAUAUAUUUCUUCUGUUUUUAUCGUAUUUUGCAACCUUUGUUGUCAGCUCACUCCAGAUUGCAAUUCGAGUCUAUGGCAUAGAGAAGAGUGAAUCAAUUUCUGAUGAUUGUUUUUGCGCAAUUGUUGCGGUAAGGAGAUUUACACAGGUGGUAUUCUCUUACAGAGUUUAUAUAUUUUACUGGGACAAAUUGUUUUCUGAUCACAGAAAUAUUCUUUGUCAUCACGACUAUUUGGAAGAGACUAUAAAAGAAAUUAGAACGAGAAAUCGGUCAAUUUAAGAGGCAAGUACGCUUUAAUUCUGCCAAUGUAUGUUUAAGGGAAUAAGAAAAAAAAAGUACCAUAAGUUCACAACUGUUAUAAAUUGUUUACUUGUCGAGUGGUCUCCAUUAAAUGAGUGAGAUUUCG
Molecule: messenger RNA, 1121 nt
Organism: Pocillopora verrucosa
Lineage: Eukaryota; Metazoa; Cnidaria; Anthozoa; Scleractinia; Pocilloporidae
Source: RefSeq, a predicted model, not a curated record